Molecule: messenger RNA, 1173 nt
Organism: Lactuca saligna
Lineage: Eukaryota; Viridiplantae; Streptophyta; Magnoliopsida; Asterales; Asteraceae
Source: the annotation of a GenBank genome assembly
AUGUCGCCGUUCCCAUUGAAAGGACAUCCAACAAGGCCACACAAGAACAUGCAUAGGUUGUUACAAAGGUACACGAAUGAAGCAUCCACCCCUGCAUCCACACCGACUAUGAGGCCGACAACAUCUAGCUCCCCACUGUUUGGUACUCAAUCAGCCCCAAUAACCACCCAUUCAUCCACACCAACACCAUCAUUUUCCCCUACAUCGACAACGACAGCAUCUACUACCCCCAUAAUGUUUAAUACCUUAUCAGCCCCUUCAUCCGCAUCAACCCCACUGUUUAGUACCCUGUCAUCCCCUUCAUCCACAUCAGCCCCACUGUUUAGUACCCUAUCAACCCCUUCAUCCACAUCAGCCACAUCAUCAUCCCCUUCAUCUACACAAGCCCCAUCAUCUGCCCCUUCCUCCACAGCAGCCACAUCGACACCGAUUGCUACUGAACAAGAAGAUGCACAACUAGAACAACGCAUGAAUAUUACAGUUCGGGCAAAUACAUUAUUACCUUCAGGUAAAUGUUCGUCCAUAAUUACGAAAUCAUUCCUAGAUAAAGUGGACGGAAAUGGAUAUAAGUGGGUAAAUUUAAGUGAAGAGACAAAAAUUUUCUAUUGGGAAGAGUUUCAGAAAAAAUGCCAGUGGGAUGUUGCUGUUAGUGACUCAGUCGUCAAGGCUGCUUGGGAACAAAAGGCCAAAGAAAGAUAUCGACAGUACAUCUAUGACAUAAGCACAAGAAACCCAACUCGUGAAAAGCCAUGUCACAUAGAAAUACAAGAGGAAUAUACAGGAAAAGCUCCAUCAUGCUAUGAACUAUUCAUGUUUACUCAUACUAAGGAUCAUGAUGGAAAAACAUUUCAAGUUAACAAAGCUAAAGAAGUUCAUGAUUUGUUUGUGUCUCGACGUGCGGAUUUGGCAUUGCUAGGAGAGGAAGUUCCUGAAAGCGAACUGUUUUAUGCAGCUGUUGGAGGACAUGAUCGUAAGAAAAGAGUUUAUGGGCUUGGAUCAUAUGGCAGGUCCAUUUUUCGUGAAAACUCCUCUCAAACAUGCACUUCACCAGAUACAAGUUUUGAGAAAGAUCAUCUCGAGAGGAAGAUCCAGAAAUUAGAGGAAACCAUAAACCAACAAAGGAUUGAGUUGGAUGAUGUGAGAAACAUGGUUAAUGAUAUGAAUAAUCAGUGA